CUAUGAGAGGGGUCGAUUUCAAGUGGUAUGAUGGGUUUUUCUUGUCAAUGCUGGCUACGAGUGUAAUUAUAGUGGGGGUUAAUUGGAAGAGGUAUCAUUCUUGUAUAUACCCCUUGCACAUAUGGAUUGUGGUUGACUACAUGACUGUGUUUAUCUUUCGGCUCUUGAUGUUUGUGGAUAAUGGCCUUGCUGCUGGAAUGGGUUUGGAUUUUGGCUGGCAGCAGAGACAGGCCCGCUUUUGUGGGAGAAUAGUUGUCCUUACCAUCAUAGCUCUGCUACUUUAUCCCUUUCUUUGGGUUUGGACCAUAAUUGGUUCUCUAUGGUUCAAUAAUGCAAGAAAUUGUCUUCCCGAAGAAGGCCAGAAAUGGGGUUUUCUGAUUUGGUUGCUUUUCAGCUAUUGUGGGCUUGUCUGUAUAGCUUGCCUAUGUACAGGGAAGUUCUUGGCAAGAAGACAAGCACACUUGUUACGUGAUCAACAUGGUCCAUCUUUUUCAGAAUUUGGGGUGUUGGUUGACAUGAUUCGGGUGCCAGAAUGGGCAUUUGAUGUUGGUCAAGAAAUGAGGGGGAUGGGCCAAGAUGCUACUGCAUAUCAUCCUGGACUUUACUUGACUCCAGCUCAGAGAGAAGCAGUGGAGGCACUUAUACAGGAACUUCCUAAGUUCAGGAUGAAGGCUGUCCCGACUGACUGCAGCGAAUGCCCCAUCUGUUUGGAAGAGUUUCAUGUUGGAAAUGAGGUCCGGGGUCUACCUUGUGCUCACAACUUCCAUGUGGAGUGCAUCGAUGAAUGGCUCCGCCUGAAUGUAAAAUGCCCAAGAUGCCGCUGUUCGGUUUUCCCAAAUCUAGAUCUUAGUGCUUUGUCCGACAUCCAGCCCGAACCGGAGAGGCCAUCUUCAGCAAACAGUUAUGCUCGAACACAAGCAGCACCUUCAACCCACAUACUGAGAUUGCUCCAUCCAGUCAGCUCUGGACAUCCUGAGUCUUCACCACCUGCUACUGAACAUUCUGGGUCUGUAGAAGUGUAGGUAGUCGCAGCAGAACGUGUUUCGCCUAGGCAAUGACCGCUUCCAGUAUAUUCUAACUACACACUGGCUUUGAGGGGAUACCUUUUUUUUGCCUGUUAUAGCCUUCUUUGACGGCUUCUACUGCUAAUUGUUCAUAGUAAAUUUAGACUUGCGUGGACUGGAAUAAUACCCUCACAACUCAAAAUCAUGUUUCCUUUGGAAUGAUGUAAUGAAGAGUGGAUUUUGUUUGAACAUGGGAAACAGCCAAACUGAAAAUGCAGUGUGAAAAUUUCUUGUUUUGGUGUUGACGUGCACGUUAACUUCAAAUGGGGAAUCAACCAUCAAAUAUUACUUCUUCAGUAAUAACAGUUCAAACGAGGGUUGAAACUGCUUGUGCUGUUUUUCUGUGUACAAUAAAUUGUGUCAAGCCGGAGCUUUUGAAUUAAUCCCCCUGGAAUAGAGGAUCAGUCAAGACUUGUGAGUGUUUCGAUGACUUCAUGUUGUAAAUUAGUUUUUUUGUGUGUAAAUUACCAAAAGGUGAAAUUAAUACACCACUAAUUCCCACCUUAUGCAAUUUUACUAAGACAGUCUAUACUUGAAACUUUACAUUGCUGAUUGCAUCUUGUUAUCC
Cuscuta europaea is the source of this 1632-nucleotide messenger RNA. The record is from the annotation of a GenBank genome assembly. Lineage: Eukaryota; Viridiplantae; Streptophyta; Magnoliopsida; Solanales; Convolvulaceae.